CCGGCUUUUGCGUCAAGAUCAGAAAUAAACUGAACAGGAAGAGGAAGUUUUCACCUGCUGUAGUUCAGUCUUAUGCUCAGUUAGCAGCAAGACACCAUGGAGGCUACAUCUCUCUGCUUCAGACUGUUGAUGCUUGAAUUCUUUCUGGUGGAGACAAAAGCUCAGAAUCAUACUCAAAGUGAUGCAGUUUUUCUUCGUAUCACUCCAGACAGACUGCAGCACUUUGGAUAUGAGUCUGUCUCUUUUCAUUGUGAGGGGACUGAUGGUUCCACUCGAUUGAGAGGGAUCAGGAACAGAGAGGAAUUUCAGCCGGUAUGUGACAUUACGAGGACGCCAACAGGAUCUUGCACCAUUAAACGAGCCUAUCCAGGAGACAGUGGAGAAUACUGGUGUGAGACUGAUGGAGGAGAGAGAAGCAACAGUGCCAACAUCACUGUCACUGCUGGUCCUGUGAUCCUGGAGAGUCCUGCUCUUCCUGUUUUGGUGGGACAAAAUGUGGUUCUGCGCUGCAGACACAAGACAACUUCCACCAACACCAAAGCUGUUUUCUACAAAGAUGACGUCCUCAUUGAGAGCAGUCCUGCUGAUGAGAUGCCAAUUAACAAUGUUUCCAAGUCUGAUGAAGGCGUCUACAAGUGCAGCAUCCCUGGUGUUGGAGCGUCACCAGGAAGCUGGCUGGCUGUGAGAGGUGAGACAUGAUAGUGUUACAAAGCUAAAGAUGAUAUUGUGCUAGUUGAAUGGCCAGGAUGGGAGCAGACUAGUCAUGAUGAUGGCACCUUUCCUAUGAAAGGUUCAGUUGUCUGGAGUUUGAUAGACAUUUUGUCAGACACUUGACCAGUGUUGAAAACAUUGUGACCGUUAGCGAGUUAAAUAUUUACCAAAUGCUUUACAGCCAUCUGGACUAACAUGACUUCACAGAGUUGAAAGGUGAAAGUUCAGUGACAGUUUCCUGUUGCAUUUUUUUAUUUAUUUAUGGCUGUUUGUUUUGCAGGUUUCAAAUUCUAUUUAAAAUCUAAAAUCUAAAAAGUUCAUGGGUGGAAUUUGUAAUCUUACAGCAAAUACAAUUUCUAUCAUCUCUCCAUCCCCUCCUGAAAAGACCCUCC
Messenger RNA from Micropterus salmoides (largemouth bass), 1103 nucleotides. RefSeq names its product low affinity immunoglobulin gamma Fc region receptor II-b-like. Bases 97 to 699 code for a protein of 200 amino acids. The record is from RefSeq and is a predicted model, not a curated record. The transcript is spliced from 4 exons. Gene Ontology annotation, biological process: cell surface receptor signaling pathway. NCBI's taxonomy places the organism in Eukaryota, Metazoa, Chordata, Actinopteri, Centrarchiformes, Centrarchidae. Gene Ontology annotation, molecular function: transmembrane signaling receptor activity.